Astrephomene gubernaculifera is the source of this 1977-nucleotide messenger RNA. The record is from the annotation of a GenBank genome assembly. NCBI's taxonomy places the organism in Eukaryota, Viridiplantae, Chlorophyta, Chlorophyceae, Chlamydomonadales, Astrephomenaceae.
GGAGAUGCGGCGCCUGCUGACGGAGGCGGCACUGGCGGCGUACGGCAACCUGGUUCGCAGCGACCGCAGGGACAUCGCCGCCAGUAACGGGGCUGAUGCGGACGGCGGCAGCGGCAGCGGCGGGGGUGGUCUGGCGGCGGUGGCGGCGGAGGUGGCUGCCGGGUGUGCGGAGGGUGCAGAUGCUGAGCGGGCAGUGCGGGUGCUGGCGGGGUCACACAGUCCGCUGGAGCUGCUGCAGAUGUACCUGGGGACCGCUCCUUCCCCACCUGCUGCCCGCUCCUCCUCCUCCUCCGCCCCCUCCUCCCCCUCCUCCUCCGCCCCCUCGCUGCUCUCCCUGGAUGACGAGGUGGCGGCGCUGCGGCGGCCCGGGGUGGAUGGCGCGCCCUUCACCGGGCUGUUCAGCGCCGCCAAGGCGCUGGGGACGCUGUCCGUGCGAAGGGUGAUGCGGGAGGCCUACUCCGCCGCGGGUUGCCCCUACGACGGCCGCACGGAGCCCCGCUGCCUGCGUCCCCCGUCUGCCGCCGCCGCCGCAGUGGCCGCGGAGGCCGCCGACUUCCACCGGGCGCUUGCCGUACUGGACGAGGAGCGGGUGGUGGGGCCGGGGGCGGAGGUGCACUUCUGGAGGUGGCGGGGCGGCAUCACGGACUACUGCGUAGCCGAGCCCAGCCCAGGAGGUGCGCCAUCAGCAGCCGGCGGAGGGGGUGAGCAGGAGCGCCCAGCCGUGCUGCUGGUUCAUGGUUUCGGGGCGUUCGGCGACCAGUGGCGGGGCAACAUGGGCGCGCUGGCAGCGGAGGGGUUCCACGUGUUCGCUCCCACCUUCCCGGGGUUCGGACGCAGUCAGAAGGCCGCUGUGCCGUACAGCCAGGACCUGUGGAGGGACUUCCUGAGGGACUUUAUCCUGCAGGUCGUACGGCGGCCGGUGGUGAUUGUUGGCAACUCCAUCGGCGGCUUCAUCUCCGCCAGCCUUGCUGCGGACUACCCGGGGCUGCUGCGGGGGCUGGUGCUGGUCAACAGCGCGGGCCCCAUCGACCCCUCCUUCACGCCUGCCGCCUGGCGCGCCGCAGUGGCCGCCCGCCGCCCCGCGCCGCCCGCGCUGCUGGUGUCCGCCGUCUCCACCGCGCUGUUUUGGUACCUGGAGCGCACCGUGCCCUCCACGCUGCGCUGGCUCUACCCCACAAACCCGGACAAGGCGGACCAGUGGCUGGCGCAGGAGAUACUCAGGGCUGCGGGCGACAGCGGUGCGCUGGAUGUGUUCCGUGCCGUGUGGUACCUGCCGCCCCCCCGCGCACUCAACUGGCUGGUGGCGGAGGGCUGGCGGGGGCCCACGCUAGUGCUGCAGGGCGCGCUGGACCCGCUGAACGACGCGCGGGGCCGGGCGCUGCAGUUGGGGCAGCUGUGCGCCAACGUGAGGGUCAUGCUGCUGGAAGCGGGCCACUGCCCCCAUGAUGAGGUCCCCGAGCUGUUCAACGAGGGGCUGCUGGGCUUCCUGCGCAGCGAGGUGCUGCUGCUGCCGGGCGGCGCGGAGGAGGGCGGGGGUGCAGGGGGGCAGGGCGGCAGCAGGGCGGCGGAGCAGGAGGGGCGGGUGCAGGGAGGCCGUGGGCAGCCCGCUGCGGCGCCGGCUGCCAGAGUAGAGUGAAAAGGAGUUGAGCGAGGAGGCGCGAGGGGAGGUUGAGGAGGGUUGGACGGGGCGGAAGUGUGGGGGUAGGAGAAGGGCGGCUGCUUGUACGGGGAUGCCAGGAAAAGUGGUCAAUUGGUGUAAAACGUGUGCGGGUAGGCGGUUAAGUGUGCUGUGGCGUGAAGUAAAGCAGGGGGGCAGACGGGGUAGGGGUAGAGGAAAUGAGUAGGCGCAUGAUCCAGCCGGUUGCUUCCUUCCUCAUCGCACGACACGACGACGCCGUGGUUGGCUGCCCACCCUGCCGUGAGGGCGGCAGAGGGGCAUUCGGCACGGUAGAGCGGUGUAAAGACACAUCGCUGAAA